Ichthyophthirius multifiliis is the source of this 3206-nucleotide messenger RNA. RefSeq lists its product as hypothetical. The transcript has 2 exons. NCBI's taxonomy places the organism in Eukaryota, Ciliophora, Oligohymenophorea, Hymenostomatida. The record is from RefSeq and is a predicted model, not a curated record.
UUUAUAAGAAGAUCAUCCUUUUGAGCAUAAAUUUAAUCAUUUAAUGUUAAACCAAUACUUUUUAUUAAUUGACAUAUAAAACAGAAAAAAAGAACUAAUAUAUUUCUUUAACAUAAACUCAAAAAAAAUAAUUAAAUUAUUAAUAGAAUACAUUACCAUAAUAAGCCCAGAUGAAUAAGACGUAGAUAGAGGAUAUGAAUUUCCUUUAGUAAGCCAUGAUAUAUUUAAAUAUAAAAUGCCUGAAAUUAUUCGAGAAUUUUUCGGACAAAGUUAAGAAUUUUUGCAUUAAUUAUUUAAUUUUGUAAAAAAUGAUAAUUACAUAAAUGAUGUUUUAAUAGGAUAUUUUUAGGAUUUAGUAGUAUAUUUAAUUUCAGUUGAACCUAUAAAAAUGAUGGAUUUUUUAUUUUCUAAUUAAUGGAUUUUAUAAGCAUUUUUUAAACAAAUAGCAAAUAAUUCUAUAUAUGUCAUUUUGUAUAACGUUUUUGUUUUUUGGCUUAAUAGAUUGAGUUUAAAAGAUUAAUGUGUUUUUGAAAAAUAUUUAGAUAUUAAAUUACAAUUAAUAAAGGAGAAUCUUUAAAAUGAUUACGCUUGUGAUUUGCUAACUGAUAUUGUAAAUAAUUAUUUCAGUAUAGCUGAAGGUAAAUAAUUAUUGGAUUAUUUAAUAUCACAAAAAGAAAUUUUUAAUAUAUUUUUCGAUAAAAUUGAGUAAAAUAAAACUUAAUAUUGUAAACUAUUAUAUUCUAUAUGUUAAUAUUUUUCAAUUUAAUCAUAAAACUUUUAGAAUAAUUAUCAAGAUUAAACUGAUUUUUACUAAAUAAUACUUGAUUAAUACCAAGAAAUGCCUUUUUUAUAAUGUCUUUUUGAGAAAAUAAAAGUUUUUAAAAAGAUGCUAACCUUUAAUAAAUAAGAAUAAAAAAUAGGAUUUAAGAGAUUAAAAAUAAUUGAACUUUUUAGCCAAAUAAUCCAAAUACAAUUUCCAAUAAUUGAAAAAGAAAUAAAGGAUUAAGAAAUUUCCGAAAUUUUAAUCGAUUUUCUUUUCCAAUUUGAAUGGAAUAACAUUUUACAUUAACAAAUUUAAUGUUUUUUUAUAAAAAGUGUUGAAAUAGAAAAUUUUAUAGAAUCUUUUUAAAAUUUAGAAAAUAAAAUUAUAUAAAAAAUGAGUAGAAAUACCUUUUUUUAUUUUAACGAAAAAGGAAGAACCACAAAAGGAAAUCUAGGCUAUAUUAUUAAAAUAGUACAUCUUAUUUUAGAAAAAAACAAAAAAUUCAAAAACUUAAGAAAUUUCUAUAAUCUAGUCUUUGUUCCUCAUUUAAAAAAUGGGUGUAGAUCUUUGGGAGAUUUUUAUAAUUAUAUAGGCGAAGAUUAAUAGGAAAAUUGCAAUUCAGAAUAUUAAAAAGUGCAUGUAUAUACAGAUUUCGAAAGAAUUUAAAGGAUUAAUAAAGUUAAGUAAAGUUAAGGCUUUUAAGAAUAAUUUACUUAGUUUUUAUAUUUUUAGAAUCAUCAAGUUUAAUAUGAAAAUGAAGAAGUCAUUAGUUAAGAUAAUUAAUAAGAAAUUACUAUAUAAUAAAAGUUAAAUUAAUAGCAAUAAGACUAAAAACCUAAAUAGGAAGACUAAAAACCUAAAUAAGAAGACUAACAACCUAAAUAGGAAGACUAAAAACCUAAAUAGGAAGACUAAAAACCUAAAUAAGAAGACUAAAAACCUAAAUAAGAAGACUAAAAACCUAAAUAGGAAGACUAAAAACUUAAAUAAGAAGACUAAAAUCAUAAAUAGGAAAAAAUAUAAAAAAAAGAAGAAAGAAAUAACAAUAAUGUAAAUAUAGACGAUGAUUAUUUGAUAAAAUAGAAAUAAUAAUAAGAAGAAGAAGAAUAAGAAGAAGAAUAAAAAUAAUAAAUGAUUAAAAAAUAACUAGAAAUAUCUUAAUAAAACAUAAUAUAAUUAGAAAACGAAUAUAAUGAACUUUUACUAUAGUAAGAUUUAAAAACUGAACAACUAUUAGAAAAAGAGAAAUUAAUAGAAACUUAAGAAUCAUAAAAUAAUUAAAUCGAGUCUAAAAAUUAAAUUUUAAUAAAUUAAAUAAUCGAAAAAGACUAUAAUAAACUAAAAUACGAAAAUAUACUGUAAAACAAUUAAAAUAACGUCAAAAUUUUAGAGAUAUAGAACAAUUUUGAAACCAAUAAGCUAUUAUUUGAUGAAAUUUAAGCUAAAAUCAACCAAGAAGAAUAACAAGAAUUAGAAAAAAUAGCCCUAGAAUAUGAAUAAACGGAAAAAGCACUUAAAAAUUAAUACGAAAACGAAUAAAAAAUGGUUCAAAAUAACUUUUUGGAAUUAAAUAAAUUAAUUGAAUUAUAAAAAAAAAAUCUAAUUGACUAAUAAAAAAGAAAAAUUACGGAUAAAAAUCUUAUCUAAAUUCAAUAUGCUUAAGAAAAAUUAUAACUUUUAUAAAACACAUAUAAUGAGUAAAUAAUUUUAGCAAAAAAAUUAGCAUAAACAGAAGGAUAUAUAGAAGAAGAAAUAUAAGAACAAUAAAUAGAUGAAAAUACUUAAAUAAUUGAAAAAAAGGAAGAACAAUAAAUAGAUUAAAAUGCUAAAACAAUAGAAGAACAUGAAGAACAAAUAGAUUAAAAUGAUGAAAAUACUUAAAUAAUUGAAAAAUAACAAGAAGAACUAGAUGAAAAUAUAUUAAUAAGUGAUAAAAAGAAGAACAAUCAAUAUAAUAAGUAUACUAAUCAAUGUCUUAAAAAAGAAUAUAAAUAAACCAAAUAUAAAAAAGUAGUAAUGACGAUGAAAAUACACUUAAAAGUCUCGAUUGUUUAUAAAUCACUGAAAACAAGAAAUGCAACGAAAGUAUAACAUUUAAUAAAAAUAAAAGUGAGUCUUUUUAAAAAAUAAGUCUUUAAAAAAAUAAUUCUAUUUAAAAUAUUGAUGAUGAUUUAAAUUAAUAUUAAGUUCGUAGAAAUUCUUUUAAUUAAUUAAAUUUUGAUACAUAAUAACCAGAUUAAUAAGAACCGGAAUCUCCCUAUGAAUAAUUCGCAACUAAAAAUUAAAGAGAUAAAUCUCCUACACCAAAUAAAGGAUUUAUUAAAAUCAUUUAAUAGUCAAAUUAAACUAAUUAAAUAGUCUAGAAAUUAUCUUUAAAUAAAAAAAAUAGCGGAACUGAUUUAAUGGUUAGUUCAGGAGGAAAUUCCUAACCUAAUUCAGCAUA